AUGCGUAAGAAGACGCAGAAGACCUUCCAGGCUGGUGGCGUGGAUAUCUUCUUGAUGGCUGUAGAAGAAAGUCUGGGUGAUCUUCAUCGACUUCAGAUCUGGCACGACAACCAGGGCGGCGACGACAGGGCCUGGAAGCUAGAUAAAGUCAUCGUGCGGGAUCUGCAGUCAGGAGACACAAACAGCUUUCUCUGUAACCAUUGGCUGUCAUUGGACCGCGGGGACGGUAGAACCAACCGGAUUCUUCCUGCUUCAACAGAGCACGAUCUGUCGUCCUUCCAUCUUUUCACUACAAAGGCAGCCCGCGAUUUUAGAAAUGAGCACAUCUGGCUCUCCACCUUAUUCUGCCCCAGUGGAAGCCAUUUCAGUAAGGUCCAACGUCUCUCAUGUGGACUGUGUAUCAUUUACACCACCAUGAUUGCCAACGCCAUGUGGUACAAAACGGAAGACAAUGUGGAUCAGACGACAGUGGUGAAUCUUGGGAUAGUUUCCUUUACCCUUCAUGAGUUAUACGUCAGCACGAUGACGUCACUGUGUGUCCUCCCAGUAAACGUGCUCCUCAUCCAGCUCUUCAACCGGUGCAAAGAAAAGAAACAAACAGGCAAGAAUUCAGUGUAUGUUGCAGAGAAAGGAGACGCAAAAUCUUUGCUUUCAAAAACACGGUCAUCUUCCCAAUUUCUUCCCCAUGGGUUUGUGUACGUGGCCUGGUCAGUCCUGGUCCUUGUCUGCUGCGUAUCGGCGUUCUUCACCAUUCUCUACAGCCUGGAGUGGGGACCUGAGAAGGCAAACGCGUGGCUGAAGACAUUCUUGAUGUCCUUCGUGCAAGAUGUCUUUGUAGUUGAGCCAGUCAAGAUACUGGCUUUCUCUGCCCUGGUGUCGUUUAUCUGUAAGAAAGCCGCGGUGGUAUCGACGCAGGAUGACCACGUCAGACAAAACAUUGACGUGGAUGAUUCCAGUCCGUCAGAAGGCGGCCUGUUUGCCUGGAUAUCUCACCGUGCGACCAUGAGAGUGGCUAAACAGCAGCUACAUAUGGCUCUCUCGAAGCAUCACAAGUCGGAUGCACAAUCACAGAAAGAGCGAAAGAAGAAGGAAGAGACAAGAAAACAAACAGACAAUGUUAUACAAGAGGUUGUCGGCUUCUUCCUGAUCGUGAUGAUUCUGCUCGUGGUGGCUAAUGGCGGUACAAACGUCUACUCUCACCACGCCUACAACACUUUAGGUGGCAUCUUCCAAACGGACUUUGAUCAGAUCCAAACGGCGGAUGACUAUUGGUCGUGGGCGCGCGAUGUCCUUGUUCCGGGUCUGUUCCAGGAACAACAUUACAACGGUGAUAAAGUCGGUUGGAGACGUAAGCUUUUCGUCAGUGACGGCGUUUCUUACAGGAUCGGAGCCGCACGCUUCAAGCAGAUACGAGUUGAAUCCAGAUCCUGUGGUUUUCACCAGCGCUACACCAGCCUGUUCUUGAACCAGGAAUGCAACAGCGGGAACUCCUUCUCAGACGGGGAAAAGCGAGACUUUUUACCCGGAUGGAGACUCCUUUCCUCCUCCAAUUUGUCCGAAGAUUUCCAUGAGCAAUCCCCCUGGACCUACCAGAUUCCCGAGUCUGGUGGCGAGCUGCCCGUGAUGGCAGACAUUGCCACGUACGGCUCGGGAGGUUAUGUUGCCGGAGUAGGCAGAAACAAAGAUGCCGCCCUCGCUGUCAUCGCUGACCUGAAGGAAGCCGACUGGAUUGACCGCUAUACACGCACUGUCGUCGUGGAGUUCACGGUUUAUAACGCCAACAUCAACUUCUUCAGCACGAUGUCGUACACGGUGGAGUUCCUCAACAUGGGAGGGGCGGUGCCGUCCCGUUCUAUCCGGACCUACCGCUUACAUCGGUUCGUGGGCCCAGCUGGGUAUAUAAUCCUGGUUCUGCACAUCCUUUACGUGGCGUGUUUCCUGUACACGCUGUACAGGGAAGUAAAACUGAUGAAGGAACAAGGGAAAAGGUACUGCCGACAACCGUGGAACCUUCUCGAGAUUGUCAACAUCCUGGUUUCUUUCAGCGCCUUUGCCGUGUUUGCCGUAGACUACAUUACAUCAAGGCGUACCCUCAACAAGCUACUGCUUCAUCAUCAUGAGUCGUCGAAGUUCAUCAGCUCCGAUCUUGCUUCCUUCUGGAACCAGGUGUUUGUUUAG
Molecule: messenger RNA, 2178 nt
Organism: Branchiostoma floridae (Florida lancelet)
Lineage: Eukaryota; Metazoa; Chordata; Leptocardii; Amphioxiformes; Branchiostomatidae
Product: polycystic kidney disease protein 1-like 2
Exons: 8
Coding region: 1-2178 (725 amino acids)
Biological process (GO): detection of mechanical stimulus
Cellular component (GO): membrane
Molecular function (GO): calcium channel activity; protein binding
Source: RefSeq, a predicted model, not a curated record